Messenger RNA from Pelobates fuscus (common spadefoot toad), 1761 nucleotides. RefSeq names its product ladinin 1 (gene LAD1). NCBI's taxonomy places the organism in Eukaryota, Metazoa, Chordata, Amphibia, Anura, Pelobatidae. The coding region runs from base 76 to 1521 and encodes 481 amino acids. The transcript is spliced from 11 exons. Gene Ontology annotation, molecular function: structural molecule activity. The record is from RefSeq and is a predicted model, not a curated record.
AGACAGGUGUCUGUGUGUGCGCACUUACAGAAGGAGAGAAAGAGGGAACAGUGCUGCACCUGCCACGUUUUGGACAUGUCUGUCAGUCGGAGUAAUUGGUCUGCUCUCUCCAGGUUAGCCAAGCAGUGGUCUGAAGAUGAUGAAGAAGAACAAAUCCGUGAAAGGAGAAGAAGAAACCGUGUAAUAUCCAACCCAGCUGAGCGAAUCAUUGAAGUAUUCGCGGAUGAGGGCCUCAGCUCUGAUUUGUCCCCUGUACCAAAUGUAAUUGAUUCAAUAAAUUUGAAAAUGGAAGAAGGGUCAAUAUUAAGGGAGGCAUUACAAAACAGAGCUCAGGAAAAUCCAACAAAUGGAAAGAAGCCAAAGGAAGAUAAACCAUAUCAAUUUUAUAGCGGGGGUAAAAAAAGCAACACGCGUGAGAUCUUGGAUGAGGAGCUACCAAAGACUCCAGUGGAUGAGACAAAUCUGUCUACUAGCAAGACAGAAGGUAUUCAUGGACCAACAAAUAAAGAUGGACAGAGUUCAAGGUGUAAAAGCCAGAUCUGUUGGGGUGAGAAAAACCAGGGUCGCAUUUUUGUGAGGGAAGACACCCAAAUGUUAAGUCAGAAACAAAAUAACACAGCGCCUGAAAAACAGACACAAGGGAAGCAGAAAGAAGCACAGGUGAUUAAUCAAAACACCAGCAGUAACAGAACAUAUCAAGAUCAAAUAGAUGGAAUUUUUUUAGAGAAUCCAAACUCUAAUAUGAUUACUUGCGGGCAAGACAGUAGCAGCAUUCCAGGCCAAACCAAUAACUCCAGUGUGCCUGUCAGCAUAUCUUCUCCUCCUCAAGACUCAACAAAGAGCAGUUUUGCCACAUCUGCUAGCACUGGGAACCUCUCUAGAUACAGAAGCCAGGUGUUUGUGAGCUCAGUAAAAAUUCCACGGCAGAGGAGUGGGACUAGUGGAAGACAGCAUGUAUUAAGCCCACCACCGGUGCCAGAGAAAGGAUCACUUUCUUUUUUAAAGAUGUUAAACAGCACUGAAGUUCAGAUAACAACAUUGCCCAGCACAUCUCAGAACAGCAAAAAGAGUGAAAAUCAAGAACCACAGAUGGACACCAAGUUUCUUCAAGAUGAGAAUCCAACUUCUCCACAGGCUGCUUCAUCAUUUAGACGAUUUAGUCCUCAAACUAGCUCUUUCCGUGUGUUGUCUCAGAAUGAGGAUCGGGUCACCAGUGGCAGAGCACUAACACGCAGUUCCAGCCUCAGGAUUUCCCUCCGAAGUCAGAAAUUUGAAGAUCGACUAGACAAAUACACUGCAGCUGCACAGAGACCAGGAAAUGUUAGGAUACCUGUCCUCAAUCGAAGCACCACUGGAGCAUCAGAAGGCAUAGCAAGCAAGAAAAGUGUCUUUGAGAGGAGGGAAAUCUCAACUGGAACAAAUAUCACCAAUUCCAGACAGGAUAUCAGGACAGGUGAUUUUGCCUUCAAGAGGAAUAUAUGGCAACAACGUUCUCAAUCUUCUAAUGACACCAAGCUAUGAUAUUCCCUGGGCCAUGGAAAAGACCUGCACCAGAUCUGUUUUGCCAACAGAACAAAUAUUGAGAUUCAAAAUUAUGAUCACCCUUAUUAGAGCUUCUCUGCUUAAAUUUCUCCUCUUCUGGUAUUAUAUUAUUUUUUAACUGUCUUCGUAUACUCGCUCCUUUCAAAUGUAGGAUUUCGCUAAGUUUUCUUACUUUUGCAAACUAUAUCAGAAUAAAGAGCUCAUUGUAAUUUCUGUGCA